AGUCCGUGAGCUCGAGUGAGUAACUGGGAGUCGCAACUGGGGGAUCCACUCAGUCACCACGAGAUCGGCAAGCCGAAUGGUCAACCGCGCCGGUGGUUCUUCUGAAAAGUCUGCAACUAGUUGAAGAGGGGCCUCCUGCAGGGACCCUGGGUCAGGCGCAGAUUAGACCUUCGAAUGUCAACGGACGCGAUCGUCCACGAUUAUCUCGAUUCGAUCGCGGCGCAGGUGGAUGGACAAUCGCGUCGCUUCAAUUUCCCGACGGAGAAUAGACUGGCCGAUUGAUCAGAAUCAUCUCGCGGGAACGCUGACGAUGUGGAGAGUUCUGGUGCGCUGUUAUGUCACUUUGACGUCCAUCUGACGCACAGUAACGAUACCGGUGUCUCAGAAUAUACGUCCCCAUACGGUUUCCGGCGCGCGUCGCGGUUUCGAUAUCCCGGGGACUACAAUAUCCUCGCGUGACAGUUCGUCCCAGCAGCGGGACGCGACGGUGAAUGAUAACGGACGACAACGCCGUUUUUCCGGAGCAACCAGUCGAUUCACGGAAAGAUCGCGAGUGCGCAAGUGGAUGCGAGCGGAAACUGUCAUCCGGAGCAGCCGAGGACUCUCCUGCAGGAGGACGAGGAAGAGAUGAUCUUCGUGCUGCUGGUGGCCGGAGCGUUCGCCCUCGCCACACUAAGGCGGUACUCAGUGGCACAAACGAUUACUCUUACGAGUUUUGCCUUCUUCCUGACCUCGUGGCUGAACUCGGCGUCGGGAACGUCCGCAAACGAUCUGCAAUUUGUGCCAAACACCAGUGACAUAGAGCCCUGGUUUCAGCCUUGUGGCACCCGGCUGGCGGCCUCGCGAAGGAUGCACAAUUCCAGCGAUUCGAACAAUAUCAUGAAGAGGGUGCGAACGCAAUUGCGAGUCGCGCAAAAUCACUUCAACAAGACUUUCAAGGACGUGCGCAUAGUUUACUCGAAGGUGUACAGAGUGCUGCUAAAGGAGCAGUACAAGAUGAAUUGGUUGCCAAAAAAGCAACUCGAGUGGUACCAUACGGAACUUUGGUGUUUGGAAAGGGGAAAGAAAGCGGAGCGUGCUCUUCCACGUCUAUAUGAUGCGCUUCAGAAAUUUUCGAUUACGUUCCAUUUUCUUAGAGAAUAUCGCCUCGACUCUAAUAUCGAUGUCACUCGGGGCAUAAUUAAGAGGCGGACCAGGAUCAUCGAUAAAGCGCAUAACCAAGUUCUUAGGUUGCUGUGCGAAGUCGAAGCCGCUAUGAUAAAUCUGGAAUUGAGAACUUCAACUCUAAACGACGCAUUCAUCAUAACGGAUAACGUGCAAUGGGCCAAAGAGGGCGAUCUGACUCUAAUGUUGAUUCAGGAUUGGGGCGUGUUAAAGCUCUAUCAUACUUUUCUGAAAGAUUGGAUAAAGGUCUUCCGCAACGCCACCAGUGCCAACGACAACAGCUGCGAUCGUAACAUAAAGUCUAUUGCUCUUACGCAAAAGCAGGCGAAAAAAUUGUUCCAAAAGGGAGAACACCGAACGAGAACACCGAGGAAACAUAAAUCGACGAGGAAGCCCGGCGGUCGAAACAAUUCCGUGCGUCAGAACCUGCGAAAGGGGUCUGAAAGGAACAGACUGAUGAAGAAGAAAAAGUCCACAUUACGACCUACGUUACGAACAUAGACCAUGUCGAACCUGAAGAAGUUUGCGUUUUAGUAUCGACGAGAUCUGCUGAUAAUUUAAAGACACCGCUCUAUACAGCGUCGAAUCGUAUACUAUCUCUCACUAACAUAACUUUUUAUAUUUAUUCCAUUAUCGCAAUCAUGUCCAUUUUGAAUAGUUUCACUCGUUUUUCGCAGAUUUGCCAACGGAAUCGUGCUAUUGUACUACGAUUAUGUAUCUCAGCAGCCGUAAAAAAUCGUUUAAUCAAAUCAUUUCGGCUAAACACUAUUGGAUUAUGGUAAUCGAAGUAUUUUAUCGACAAUACGCGGCUGCAUACUAGGGACCAGUAUUAAAAGAUCUACUUCAGAACAGUAUUAUAUCUAAUAACAUACAUAAAAUAUACCGAGCAUAGCCCAUAAUGUUGAUAAUAAUGUUUCGAAGUACACGGCGCGCUCGAAUCGAUUGGACUCGCGAAAUAUCGGUCCAAUGGAUUACAGCCGCCGUUAAAGUGCACCUGGAAAUGCACACAUAAUCUUAUCGUGUUGUGUGUAUAUAAAAGGAAUGUAAAAACUCCAUUUUUAUUCAGGCACUCAACAAUCUGAGAACGACGAAAAAAAAAAACAGUACGUUAUGGAAAUGCGAAGGAGAGAAAGAGAAAGAAAUAUAGAGAGAAUAAAUUCACAGAUGUACUUGUCACGUUUAAGAUUGGCCGCCCGAUAUUUAUAUCGAUAUUGCCAGCAAUUCAGAUUCACGCUCACGGCCAAGGCGGCUUGUUACACGGUCACGGAUUUGAGUUCAUUCGAUUAAAAUUGACGGAGACUGCGAUACGCGCAGAUGUCGGUAGUACGUGAAAGGCUCGACGACGAGUUUAGGCGGCUCGUGAAAACUUAUUUAUUCUAGCUUUAAGCGGAUGGCGAGAAAACUUAAAUGUCGUUUAGCUGUGAUAUCCCGAGCGUACGCGGACGUACAGAGUUCCUACGUUUAUAACAUAGGCGCAUAUGUGCACAUACACAAUACACUUACAUAGAUAGGUAUCGUGCGUUGACGCGUACCAUACGGUAGACGUAGAUGAUUCUCUCUUCCUUUCCGGUGUGUUUUACCGAAGAAUCUCGCCUUGUCGUGGGAAAACACAUGACAAUUUUACCCUUUAUAGUUAAGUCCACUCGAAUCACUCGCGUUGUAAGCGUUAUAAGCGCGUAUAUAGAAGCGUUUUAGCGGAGACGAAUUACGUGGAUUUUUCACGAUUUCUUUCGUCUCGCUUUCGAUCAAAUUAUACGCAAGUGUGCUAAUCGAUAAGGGACCAUUACGAAUUUUAUUGAGAAUCGUUUAAGUAAAUCUUGUAUUUUAUACACGCAUCAUGUUGUUAUGUGCCUGUCAGCACACAUAACAAUGUGACCGUCUCUCCUUUUUUUGCGAUAGAUUAAAAUAUAUUUAUGUAUAUCGAUGCAGAUUCGAUAUUUUCGAUACUGAAGCAGUACUUAAGUUCAUAGCUUAGCGUUACGAAUGUACUAUGUAUGCCUUAUAUAGAACAUAUAUUAUUUAUUAGUAUAUGUUCUAAGAUGUAUGCACACGACGCGAUGCAAAUUGUUCGUAAACGCGCACAUAAAUUUAAGACCAUUAUGCAUUUUACACAAUACACAUAGAAUAUUUAUUCGGGCGUAUAUGCAUAGCGUUCUGUUCUAUUUAUUGUAUCACGUUACCAUUGCAUAUACUAUUUAUUGUCAUGUCUCUACUUAUAUGUGAUCAUCUCGAAUAAAUUCAAUGUUUUGUAUCGAACUGAUGUUUGGAUGACAGAGAUAUACCUUUAUAAUCCACGUAAUAGUUUAAUUUCACACAAUAUUGUAUGUUUUACAUGAACAUUCAACCGGAAAUAUCAGGAGUGCAUGAAGGAUGUUCAUUCAGCAUGGCAUUCGAUCAUUAUCCGUAAUGUAUAUAACGCAAAAAUAAUAGAUAAGAACGUGCUAUUUAAAAUGCAACAAACAUGACUCAUCGUAGCAAUAUUUUAAGGGAUUGAUUAGAUAAGCAGGAUUAAAUAAUGCAAGGCGACGAAAAUUUUUUGUAACUGCCAUUAUGUAUUUAUGUACGUGCUAUAAAUACAUCGCUAUAUCGCAA
Molecule: messenger RNA, 3756 nt
Organism: Wasmannia auropunctata (little fire ant)
Lineage: Eukaryota; Metazoa; Arthropoda; Insecta; Hymenoptera; Formicidae
Exons: 4
Coding region: 628-1665 (345 amino acids)
Source: RefSeq, a predicted model, not a curated record